This is a messenger RNA of Bufo gargarizans (Asiatic toad), 3399 nucleotides long. It is a transcript of the gene MISP3, whose product is annotated as MISP family member 3. NCBI's taxonomy places the organism in Eukaryota, Metazoa, Chordata, Amphibia, Anura, Bufonidae. The coding region runs from base 172 to 3045 and encodes 957 amino acids. The transcript is spliced from 7 exons. The record is from RefSeq and is a predicted model, not a curated record.
CAGGCAGUCACAACCAGUCACCUAAUGACACAAUCAGCUCAUUGUGCCACUGAGUAAUACAGGACACGCUCAAGGUGAAAGAGGGAGAGAGACGGGUGCUCCAGAGAGUGCGAGAGACAGCCAGAAACCAGAGAACUCCAGCGAAUCCAGAGGAAUUCAGCGCGACAUCCAAUGGCGUCAGAGCAGAAACUACAGAGCACUGAUGAAACGCAAAUGUCAAAUGUCAGCACUGCCAUAAACCCUCCAUGUGACAGCCAAAUGGCCGGCUGCUGUGCUCCCGACUCUGGCCACAAGGGGGAGCCAGUGGUGCAUCUAUUCACAGCUCCACCUGAGGACAGGAGGGAACAGGUAGAGGGGACAACAGUGAACGAGGGGCAUGGGGUAGUUACAGGAGGGCAGCGCGAAGGAGGAGAGGGAGCAGGGACAGAGGAGAGGAAAAAGGAGGAAGAAGAGAAGGCGACCGAGGAAGAAACCUCUCACCAGGUGACCAAGGCAGAGGAUUCAGAGAAUAGAGAGGAGGUCCCUGUAGGGUUAUUGGUGUCACUGGAUGAAAAUGGUCCAUCAGCUGAGGAAAGAGCAGACCAAGGGCCACAGGGGACGGGUGAAGAGACAGGGCCGCAGGUGACAGGUGAAGAGACAGCGCCAGAGGCAACAAGGCCACAGGUAACAAGCGAUGAGACAGAUGUACAAGGAAGAGGUACAGGUCUACUGAGGACACGUGAAGAGACAGGGCCACAGGAGGUAGGUGAAGAGACAGAUAUGCAAGGAAGAGGUGAAGAGACAAGGCCACAGGUGACAGGUGAAGAGACAGGGCCACAGGUGACAUGUGAAGAGACAGGGCCACAGGUGACAUGUGAAGAGACAGGGCCAGAGGUGACGGUUGAAGGGAAAGGACCACAUGUGACGGUUGAAGGGAAAGGACCACAGGUGACAGAUGAAGAGAAAGUGGUACAGGUGACAGGUGACGAGACUGAGGUACAGGUGACAGGUGAAGAGACAGGACCACAGGUGACUGGUAAAGAGACAGGACCACAGGUGACCGGUAAAGAGACUGAGGCACAGGUGACAGGUGAAGAGACAGGGCCACAGGUGACUGGUAAAGAGACAGGACCACAGGUGACUGGUAUAGAGACUGAGGCACAGGUGACAGAUGAAGAGACAGGGCCACAGGUGACUGGUAAAGAGACUGAGGCACAGGUGACAGAAGAAGUGACCGGGGUGCAAGGAACAAAUGAUGAAAAGGAUGCCCAGGCUAAAUUGGAAGAGACCUGUCCUCAAAGUACAAGUGAGGAGACAGAUGAUGACCGUGCUCCACCAGCCACCAUUCCCGAGAUAGGAGAAAAUGUAGGAACAGGUGAGGAGACAGGUGCACAGGUGUCAAAUGCAGGGGAGAAGUGGAUAGACAUGCUGGUCCACAAUAUAGUGACAGAGGUGACAGGUGAGGGGGUUUCUACAGAAGCCCAGGUGUCUGCAGAGACUUCAAAUACCAAUGCAGUCAUCUCAGAGGGGGAAGAACAUUCCAACACGCAACUGACGGGAACGGAAACAAUGACAGGUGACAAGGUGACAUUGCAGGGAGCAGGUGCAGCCGCACAGGUGAGUGACAGACAGGUGUCUAUUGACAGCACAGACAUAGCUGCACAUGAGUCAGACGAGAAGGCGGGGAUGCAGGUCAGGACCGAAGUGAAAGGUACACCAGAACAGCUAAAUGAAGAACCAACAGGUGUAGACACGCAGGUGGAGGAGGCAGCCACACGCAGGGAAGACUCAGCAGGUGCCCAGGUGAUAGGGGAGGAAGUUCACGAGGAAGAAGGUGGACAGGUGAUCGCCUCAGUGGAGGAAACAGACAGGGAAGUGACACCUGAUGUGGAAGCACUCCCCAGCAGGGAGGGGACAGCAGACCAAGACCGGCCAGUAGCAUGCCGGGAGAAGGAGUGGCCGUCUCAUAUUUGCACUGCCAGUGAGGUAAGAACAGUCACAGCAGGGCAGGGAGACAUACAGCGAGGGUCAGAUACACCAAAGGAACCUUCUGACAAGACACCUGAGAUGAAGGAAAGAGAAGUCUUAGAAGAUGGGCCUUCUCCGACAGAAGAAACCCCCAUAGAGCGUGAGAUCCGCCUGGCCAUGGCAAGAGAGAUGUCUCUACGUCAAGAAAGGGGCAUUAGCUCCCCUAUUGCGCAGCCAGAGUUGGUAGAGGUGCGCAGAAGGACAAUAUCGGUGGAGCCGAUGGCGGUUCCUGGCAAAGAACGUCAGCUGGCGGGGGCACAGAUGCAGAGGGAGAUCCAGCUGGAGACGCAAAGAGAGCAAGACUUGGUGGAGCUGGGCAAAGUAAUGGGCACCUAUGACCGUGGACAUCAGCAGGAGCUCCAGGAAAUGAAGUUGAUCUUUGAGAGCAUGAACACAGAGCCAUCCGAUGCUCCCAUCAAGAAGAAACAAAGUGAGCCCCAGCAGCAGUCAGUGCCCGAGGAGGCUCCUCCAUCAACUGUCCUAGUAUCAAACAACUAUGUGGCUCCUGCAAAAGAGACCAAGAAGGGGCCUUCGUAUGCCGAAGCCAAUGGCAGCAAUGUUAUCAUCAUAGAGCACAGCUCUCUGCUCCGAAUGUCUGCUCCAGGGAAUACCUUCAGCUCCGCCCCUGCUGAUUCCCGUUGGUCAGCCCCUGCUGAUUCCCAUCGCUCCGCCCCCAAGGAUUCCCGACGAUCAAUACCUGCUGAGAUCACCCAUACAAACUCAUCGGGAUCUCCUCUGCCCAACUCUGAUGACUCUGCUAUUCCUCCUGGAAGCCCUUUUCAGCUCCUCCGUUCACCAAGUCCACGUUCCCUGCUAGAGAGAGAAAUAGAAGAGGUGAAGGAGAGAGAGAAGGAACUCCAGAGGCAGAGAAGUAGCAUAUAUGGGAAAGAUGACGGCGUUGUGGAGAACACUCAGAAAACACAAGAGAUCACCUCCGACAUCCAAAGCUUUUACCAACCAGAGCGUCCAAACUGGAGGAGGCUAGAGGUUAACUGGCCGCCGAACAAAGAGGCUGAAAUGAAUGGACAGCAGCAGUGAUUUAUUACUGAUAUCCCUGGAAUCUGGUUUUGAACAGUCCACGCAACCGGCGGCAGCGCAGCGCUCUCAUCCAGAGCUGGGAAUCUGGAAACCCCAAUCCCAAGGAUGAUGAAUAAGGAGAGGUUAGGAGAGGACUUAGUAAACAAAACUUGGGAUAUGUGGAUGAUACUUCCUUACCUCUCCUCUUACACAUGAGAUAUCAGACUGCCGUCCUCCUCCUCAACUCCCAUUUUAGUGCAUCAGAUGUCACCUUAACAACUGACUAUGCCUCCUGCAUCACAUGAUCAGUAUCUAAUCUGCCAAUCAAGCUUUUGUAACCUGUAAAAAAUUAUUUGUAAUAAAUGAUAGAAAAUG